Pyrus x bretschneideri (Chinese white pear) is the source of this 730-nucleotide messenger RNA. Its product is annotated as coiled-coil-helix-coiled-coil-helix domain-containing protein 10, mitochondrial-like. Gene Ontology annotation, cellular component: nucleus; mitochondrion. The transcript has 4 exons. The record is from RefSeq and is a predicted model, not a curated record. Bases 73 to 555 code for a protein of 160 amino acids. Gene Ontology annotation, biological process: mitochondrion organization. NCBI's taxonomy places the organism in Eukaryota, Viridiplantae, Streptophyta, Magnoliopsida, Rosales, Rosaceae.
ACAAAAAAAGCGCCUGGAACUACAUCGAGUAAAAACCUCUUCUUCCAGACAUUCGCCAAUUUGCUUGCUUCCAUGCCUCGCCGAAGCUCAGGAGGUCGAUCAGCCCGUGCAGCUCCCCGCCGUCAUGCACCAGCACGCAACCCUCCUCCUCAGCCUUUUUAUGAAGCUCGUCGUUCUCCAUCUCCAGCUCCAGCUCCGACUGGCCGUGGUGGAUCUAUGUUUUCAGGAUUUGUUCAGGGUAUGGCUUUGGGGAUUGGAGAUGCCGUGGCACACAGGGCUGUGGAUGCUUUGAUGGGUCCUCGCCGCGUCACUAUUCGAAAUGAAGCUGCCGCUGCUGCUUCUCCUACUCCUGCGGUUCCUGCUCGUCCUGCUGCUGCACCAGUACUAGAAACCAGGGCUAGCACUAGCAGUAUCAGUGGUUCAGAUGCCUGCAGUAAUCAUUCCAAGGCAUUUCAAGAUUGCAUCGACGAGUUUGUAAGUGAUAUCAACAAGUGUCAGUGGUACAUGGAUAAGCUGUACGAGUGCAAGAACAACUCCGGCAUGUUGAGUGCUUAACUAAGCACUGCUUCCUGUGCCUAUCAAGAUAGUGAAUUAGUGGUCUAUGUUUGGGGGAAUGAUUUCUUUAAAUAAAUCUUCAUAUAAGUAGUAGUACCUCUUCUUAUUUGAACUUGAUCCUACGAUGCUUGUUUCGUGUAUUCAUGCUCGUUAAUAAUGAUUUUUGUAACUAUUU